Messenger RNA from Talaromyces marneffei, 900 nucleotides. RefSeq lists its product as uncharacterized. Gene Ontology annotation, molecular function: hydrolase activity. The transcript has a single exon. The record is from RefSeq and is a predicted model, not a curated record. Lineage: Eukaryota; Fungi; Ascomycota; Eurotiomycetes; Eurotiales; Trichocomaceae. The coding region runs from base 1 to 900 and encodes 299 amino acids.
AUGUUCAAUAAGUUCUCCCCGUUCGACAUCCCCGUCGAGCCAGACGUAACCAUCCACGGGGUCCACGGCGGCUCUGGUCCAGCUCUUCUCUUACUUCAUGGCUUCCCUCAAACUCACCAUAUCUGGCACCGAGUCGCCGACGAACUAGCCAAAAGUUACUACGUAGUCGCCAUAGACCUACGCGGCUACGGCCGUUCCUCAAAGCCCGAUGGAGGAGAGGGACAUGUGCGAUAUGGCAAGAAAGCCAUGGCCAAAGAUGCAGUGGGAGUCAUGAAUGAAUUACUACAACGUCGUGGCGACGGGGAAGACUCGUUUUAUGUCUGUGCUCACGACAGAGGCGCACGAGUCACUCAUAGACUAUGUGUAGAUUACCCCCAUCUCGUCAAAAAGGCGAUCCUACUCGACAUCUGUCCAACGCUCGCCAUGUAUACACAGACAACGCAAGCAUUUGCGCAGGCUUAUUUCCACUGGUUCUUUCUCAUCCAGCAGUCGCCCUUACCCGAGAUCUCGAUCUCGACCAAUGCUCAGGUAUGGGUAGAGAUUUUCAUGGGUGGACGAUAUGCGGGACUAGCGCCAUUCUCAGAAGAAUGUCUGGCGGAAUAUAAAGCGAACUUGGCAGAUUAUGAGACUGUGCAUGCUAUGUGUGAGGACUACAGGGCAUCGGCGACGAUUGAUAUCAAGGAAGCUGAGGAGGAUAUUGCUGCUGGUACGAAAGUGCAGUGUCCGGUGAGGGUGCUUUGGGGGAAGUAUGGGGUUGUAGGGGAGAAUUUCAAUGUGUUGGAAGAGUGGAGGAAAGUUUCGACUCAGAGUGUGGAUGGGAAGGCGAUUGAGUCGGGCCAUUAUAUUCCAGAGGAGAGGCCGGAGGAGGUUAUUGCGAAUGUGUUGGAGUUUCUUAAAUAG